AUGUUGCAGUUUAACACACAGCAACAGUUUCCUUUCCUAAAACAUAAAGACAGAGAGAGGAAGGCACCAAAUGUCUUCCUGCAGCCUGACAAGGGGAAGGAUAAUGAAGGCAUGCACGUAGAAAAGAAGAGUGGCUCAUCUGCUGCUGCUCCACAGAACUCCCAGCAUCUACUGCUCCUGGGACCUGAAGGAAAUUACAACUACUACGUGGAUGAUGAUGAUGACGAAGAGGAAGAGAAAGAAAACUGGGCAACAACAGAUGCAUUUGAGGACACAAACAAGCCACCUUCAUCCAUUCCUUUCUCCCCUACUCUUUCCUCUGGAGUCCCACCUUCCACUUCGUCUGUUCUGAAGAUCAAUGUUGGUGGCCAAAGCUACCGUCUUGCCUACCAGGCAGUUGCCAUCUAUCCCAAGACCCGCCUGGGCCGCUUGGCUACCUCCACCGACCGCCGCUGCCAGCUGGGCCUGUGUGAUGACUAUGCUGACCAGGUAGAUGAAUAUUUCUUUGACCGGGACCCAGCUGUCUUCCAGCUGGUGUACAACUUCUACGCCUCAGGGGUCCUGCAUGUGCGGGACGAGCUGUGUCCCCGUAACUUCCUGGAGGAGCUGAGCUACUGGGGCGUGCGGCUCAAGUACACCCCUCGCUGCUGCCGCAUCUGCUUUGAGGAGCGCCGGGACGAGCUGACGGAGCAGCUGAAGGUCCAGCAGGAGCUGCGGUCCCAGGCAGAAGGUCAGGAGAACGAGCAGCUCUUCCACCACAUGCGCUACUAUGGUGCCCAGCGCUGGCGCCUCUGGAACCUCAUGGAGAAGCCUUUCUCCUCUGUCACCGCCAAGCUGAUGGCAGUGGCCUCCAGCUUCUUUGUGCUCAUCUCUGUGGUAGCCCUGGCACUCAACACAGUGGAGGAGUUGCAGCACGUAGACCAGAAGAACGGGGAGACCCGGCCUAUCCUGGAACACAUUGAGACCGUGUGCAUUGCAUUCUUCACACUGGAGUACCUGCUGCGCUUGGUUUCUACCCCAGACCUACUCCGCUUUGUCACCAGCACUCUCAAUGCAGUAGACCUCAUUGCCAUCCUACCCCUCUACCUGCAGAUGGUGAUCGAAUGCUUCACUGGGGAUGACCAUUCUGGGGGCCAGGGCUCUCAGCACGAGCAUGAGAUUGAGACAGUGGGACGGGUGGGCAAGGUGGGACAAGUGCUUCGCAUCAUGCGACUCAUGCGCAUCUUCCGCAUCCUCAAGCUGGCCCGCCACUCCACUGGGCUGCGUGCCUUUGGCUUUACUUUGCGCCAGUGCUACCAGCAGGUGGGCUGCCUUUUGCUCUUCAUUGCCAUGGGCAUCUUCACCUUCUCUGCCAUGGUCUACACAGUGGAGCAUGAUGUCUCCAGUACCAACUUCACCAGCAUCCCCCAUGCGUGGUGGUGGGCUGCCGUCAGCAUCUCUACAGUGGGAUAUGGGGAUAUGUGUCCAGAAACUCACCUUGGCCGCCUGUUUGCUUUCCUCUGCAUUGCAUUCGGAAUAAUCCUGAAUGGCAUGCCCAUCUCCAUUCUCUACAACAAAUUCUCAGACUAUUACAGCAAGCUGAAGGCUUACGAGUACACAGCUCUCAAGAAAGAACGGGGCAAGGUGGACUUCACACGGAGAGCCAUGAAGAAAAUAUCUGAAUGCUGUGGAGAACGUGCAGCCCGCCCUGCAUCACAGCACUGA
Messenger RNA from Calypte anna (Anna's hummingbird), 1704 nucleotides. It is a transcript of the gene KCNV2, whose product is annotated as potassium voltage-gated channel modifier subfamily V member 2. NCBI's taxonomy places the organism in Eukaryota, Metazoa, Chordata, Aves, Apodiformes, Trochilidae. Bases 1 to 1704 code for a protein of 567 amino acids. Gene Ontology annotation, biological process: protein homooligomerization; potassium ion transmembrane transport. Gene Ontology annotation, molecular function: voltage-gated potassium channel activity. Gene Ontology annotation, cellular component: membrane; voltage-gated potassium channel complex. The record is from RefSeq and is a predicted model, not a curated record. The transcript has 2 exons.